AUGGACGCGGACUGGGACGAUGUGGACGGAAAGCGCGCAGGCGGGUGGUGGAAUUGGCGGGGAGUUGCCAACGUCGGUUUGCUCGUCAUUCUGAUCCUCGCACUGCUUAUGCUCUUCGUGUUCUACCCCGCGUUCGAGCACUUUCGCGACUUGGACACGGUCAUCGCGAUCAGCGAUAACACGCAGGUGAACGGGACGGGGCAGGUGCCAGUUCUCUUCCAAAUGCCGCAAUUGAUCGACCCCGAGACGCCCUCCGACGCGCGCUCGCGCACCGGCUUUGACGGGCACGCCUACGAGCUCGUCUUCUCGGACGAGUUCAACACACCCGGGCGCACCUUCUAUCCGGGCGACGACCCCUUCUGGGAGGCAGCCGACAUCUGGUACGGCUCCACGCAGGACCAGGAGUGGUACGACCCGCGCCAGGUCACGACGACGGAAGAUGGUCACCUGAGGAUCGUGAUGGAGCAGGUGGAGACGCAUGGCUUGCCGUAUCGCAGCGGGAUGCUGCAGAGCUGGAACAAGUUUUGCUUUUCGAGGGGGUACAUUGAGAUCAGUCUGACGCUGCCCGGGCCGGACUCGAAUACGCAGGGUUAUUGGCCUGGCGCGUGGACGAUGGGGAACCUGGGCCGUCCGGGCUAUCGGGCGACGACGGACGGCACUUGGCCGUACUCCUACGACUCGUGCGACAUUGGCACGUUCCGCAACCAGACCACCAAGGACGGCACGGGCCCGGCGGCAGCGCUGCACUCUGAUCAGAGCAGAUCAAAGUACAACUAUGAGCUCUCGUGGUUGCCUGGACAGCGGUUAUCGUGCCACCCCGGCCCGUCGCCCUCCAAGGGCCGCGGGGCGCCCGAGAUUGACAUCCUCGAGGCGGAGAAGGACAAGGAGACGAACGUCGGCCAGGUCGUCUCGCAAUCCGCGCAGUUUGCGCCGUUCACGCACGACUAUCUGUACGCGAACGAUACGGUGGAUAAGUGGAAGAUAUACGAUGAGACGAUUACGAGGCCGAGUAGCUAUCGGUGCGUGCUCUCCCUUUGGCUUGAGUUUCGUGCUGCGGGUGGCUUCGAUGGUGCGUGCGGUGGGCAAGAGCCAGGCUGGCGUUGGGCUUCGGGAUGCGGGUGUGUAACUGCGUGUAUCGUGCUGUCAGGUACGUUCUAUUUGCUCAGGUCUAUCUAA
Messenger RNA from Gloeophyllum trabeum ATCC 11539, 1176 nucleotides. RefSeq names its product SKN1-domain-containing protein. Gene Ontology annotation, biological process: (1->6)-beta-D-glucan biosynthetic process; fungal-type cell wall organization. NCBI's taxonomy places the organism in Eukaryota, Fungi, Basidiomycota, Agaricomycetes, Gloeophyllales, Gloeophyllaceae. Bases 1 to 1176 code for a protein of 391 amino acids. Gene Ontology annotation, molecular function: glucosidase activity. The record is from RefSeq and is a predicted model, not a curated record. Gene Ontology annotation, cellular component: endoplasmic reticulum membrane; plasma membrane. The transcript has 5 exons.